This is a messenger RNA of Hypomesus transpacificus, 3163 nucleotides long. Its product is annotated as kelch repeat and BTB domain-containing protein 13. Lineage: Eukaryota; Metazoa; Chordata; Actinopteri; Osmeriformes; Osmeridae. The transcript has a single exon. The record is from RefSeq and is a predicted model, not a curated record. The coding region runs from base 836 to 2338 and encodes 500 amino acids. Gene Ontology annotation, molecular function: protein binding.
AGGAAAAACUCUAACGAACACCCAGAACAUGGAAAAUCCCUGGUUCCCAUGCCAAGGAAUCCAGCACAGCAACAAAAAAACACACACAUUCACACUGCAGUGCUGGGAACAGAGGAAUGGGUAGAAGGUAACAAUACAAUUAAUCAGGAUGUUGGAAAACAAGGGCCGUCUAUUGUACUCCACUCACCUCCUCUCUGUUCUACUGUCUAUUGUACUCCACUCACCUCCUCUCUGUUCUACUGUCUAUUGUACUCCACUCACCUCCUCUCUGUUCUACUGUCUAUUGUACUCCACUCACCUCCUCUCUGUUCUACUGUCUAUCGAACUCUACUCACCUCAGUCCUUCUCUCUGUUCUACUGUCAAGCUCACUGUUCCAGCAAAAUAGUAGAGGCAGUACAUUUUACAGUAGAUUAGCUAGUAAGUAGGUAAUGUUAACCGGCAUGAUUGGCGAUAAUAGUAGCCUAUCUGCAUAGAUGGAGCAUACUAGUAUAAUUGUCGGAAUAAUCAUGCACUUGCCAUUUUUCACGAAGCAGUUGUGACUUAUUCAACAAAUUCCUAUUUCAACCAAUUGCAGAGGUGCAACGAUGCAACGUGUUGUUUAAAUGUUGCCCCGCAUGUCAGCAGUUCCCUUUCCUAUCUGACGCUUGGUACUGCUAUCUUUAGCCUCAGUCUAUUUUCAGAACAGGCGGGACGCCAUGCCACUCUGCACCGCUCUGACAUACUUCUAUUGACUUUCGUCUCUGUGAAAAACGUCAGAGAUUUUGUCACAUUUUUAGACAUGCAUUACCGCUGAAGCGUGCUACAGGCUUUUUGGGAGAAAACUCUGAAAAUGAAAUGGAUGCGUGUCCAAGCUCAGGACACGAUCAGAGCACCGUAGCCCGGAGUGUCAGCCCAGGGCCAGGACAGCUGGAGCUGCUCACAGGCCCAAUGAGGGUGAGGGUGGAGGAAAGCCUGUUCACCGUGGAACGCACCCUGCUGUGGCAGAGCAGCGAGUACUUCUGUGCCCUCUUCCGCUCCGGCAUGAAGGAUUGCCAACAAGACGAGCUGUAUCUUAAAGGGGGAGUGCGUGCAAAGGGUUUCCUCAUUGCUUUGUCUGUAUGCAGGGGUGAAACACCUGACAUCAGGGACCCGGAUGAACUUGUGGAAGCCGUCGAGUGUGCCGCCUUCCUGCAGGUGGCUCCCUUGGUACGACACCUGUGUGAUCUCGUCGACUCGGACAACUGCCUCCUGCUAUACCACGCUGCAGCGGUCUAUGGCCUGUCGACUCUGUUUCACAGCGCUGCUCUCUUCCUCCGCGAUGCCUACGCUGACCUGAGGGAGGCAGCGGAGAGCGCGCUGCCUGCGGAGCUUCUCAGAUACGCCGAGUCACUGUCCCCGGCCGCGUACGUCGCUCUGGGAACCCACUCCCCGUCCAUGGAACUUUUGCAUGACUCUUUUAGGAAUGUUUGCUACCUGGAUGAGGAAGAGGGGGAGUGGAAGCCACUGACUGACCUCCCGACCCUCUGCAGCACCUCCAUGGCUGGAGUUACAGUCCUGGACAACCGACUUUACAUCGUCGGAGGCGUCUACGGGUAUGGGAAGGACACGGUCGAUUGUAGCUUCUGCUAUGAUCCAGAGAAGGGAGCCUGGUGCAUGCUACCUGGACCCCAGCAACCCCGAUUCGACUUCACCCUCCUGGGUCUCGAGGGGCGACUUUACGCAGUGGGAGGCGAGCACAAGAAAAAGACAAUAUCUUCGGCGGAGGCAUAUGAUGUCGUCAGAGGGGAGUGGACGUCCAUACGGCACGCGCCGAGACCGGUGGCGUCGGCAGCGUGUGCCGUGGCGAGACGGCGGAUGUUUGUGUGUUUCUGGAAGCCGCCCGAGACGACGGAUAUUUAUGAAUACAUUCCGGCGAGAGACGAGUGGACUCUCGUCACCACCAUGAUCAAGCCGCAGAGCUACGGACAUUGUAUGGUGGCCCACAGGGACAAUCUUUAUGUCAUGCGCAACGGGCCCUCAGACGACUUCCUUCGCUGCCUCAUGGAUCGCUAUAAUCUCACCACGGGGCAGUGGACAGCGUUGCCCGGGCAAUACAUCAACAGCAAGGGGGCGCUGUUCACCUCGAUGAUCCGGGGUGACUCUGCAUUUACUGUCAAACACAUGCUGACUCUGGAGUACAGCGUCGCUGGAGACUUGUGGAAACCACGUAAGCAGAUGAAAGGGUUUCCAAAGAGUGGUUCCCUGUGGACGUGUUUGCUGAGGCUACCUAAGACUAGAACAGAGAACUCUUAUGAAGGAAAGAGAGGAUCGCUGACAGAUAAAAGUGAGCAAAUUGAAGAGACUAUCUUGGGACUGUGAAUGUACUUACGUGACGGUUAAUAGUAACGCACAAAUGCAGAUAUGAACAGUUAUAACCUCAUUGAGAAACUAAAAGCAAAUCCAGACCUUGAUGAAGACUGACUGAUGGCGUAUAAACAUACAUCGGUCAUACACAACGUUGAAUGGAAUUCAGAAUUCAGAUGGAGCGCUAGGACGAUGAACUCACACACAGUGGCCCAUUAGCCACCACAUGGCCUUUCCAACCAGCUGUUUCUAAUCAGAACCUCCGCACUGUGUGUGUGUGUGUGUACGUGUGUAUGUGUGUGUGUGUGUGUGUGUGUGUGAAGUUCAAAGGCACUGAGGGGACGUCCAUACCCCAUCCUCCUGUCUGUCUGUGGUCUCCCCUGCUUCUUUCACGCUGAGCGAAACAGAAGCCACCUAGCCGCCGGUCAACAUGAAACUCCAACACACAUACGUUUCCCCACUCGUUUCCUUCUUUUAUCACUCCAAGUGGGAUUAAAUACCUGUUGCUGUGGGUGAUUAUAGCACGUAUUAAAUCUCAAGGAGCAGCAGCAUCUGGGAUUUACGACUGUGGGAAUGUAGGUUGAUUUUUGCGGCUUUUGAAAAUACACUGCUACUAUUGAAUAUGAGGAAAACUCCAAGAGAGAUGUGAUACCAUGGAAAUGAUACUGACUAAUGAUAGGGGAAUCAUAGGUUUAUUACAUAUACGAAAGUAAGAAGAGUUAUUAUUGAGCUUUGUGGCAUAUGUUUUUGGAUGAAUACUAUGUGGUCGUUGGAUUUGAUGCUGUGAAUCUGAACAUUACUCACUGUCCUGGGUGGAGGCAAGUCUGGAAGGCUCUUUUG